AAUGCGCGCGAGUUUUCAAAGUGGGCGAGUCUCUUAAAGAGGAUGUCCGACCAGCUUGCCGGAGUUAGCCAACAGCUAGCUUUGUAAAGUUACCUCACAAAGGUACCGCUCUGCCAGAUUACACACAAACUCGUGCUACACUUUCUUAUCGGUUUACGAAUCCACACAUGUGAUCAAAUAUAUUUAGCGUAUGUUUUCAAGGCAUGUGCAGGUCUGUUUUAAGUUUUUGUCGGGCUCGUUGUUGCUAAUGCAAGCUAGUAUGAACGUUAGUUAGCCAACGUUAGCGUUGCUUUGUAACGUAAACAGUAAUGUGGCUAGCAGUUCGCUAAUAACGUCACUUAAAUAAAGGAAUAACGUCAAACAACUCACCAAAAGAGACGGCUGUCCCAUUCAUGCCAACAGGCGCUGCAUCAUGUCUAUUGAUUUUGACAGUGCUGCUCUGCAAACCCAGCAUGAUGAUGAAGAAGAAUAUGACCAGGAGGACUAUGCAAGAGAGCAAGAGCUGCACAAAUUGCUCACCGACCUGCCCGAUGACAUGCUGGAGGACAGCAGAGACUCCUCCCCUGAGCUGGAGCACUCUGCCUGCAGCAAUAAAAACACUGGCAACAGCCCACAGUCCACGUGGACUCAGCAAUGGUCAGAUCACCCAAGGCCAGCUUCUCAUGAACAGAACUGUGAAGUUGACAAUGAUCAACGCUCCCAUGACGAGUACGCUUAUGAGGAUGAAGCUGUUCAGAUCAAUGGACAUUACCCUCAAAGUCAACCUCUGCCUCACACCUGGAACCAGGAUCAUCAGUUCACCCGGGGAGAUUAUUCAUACACCAGCAUAGGCACAGAAAAAUCUACAGAGACCAAUGAUUUCUCCACAGACGAGCAGGAGUCCAAACCAUAUCCUCAAGACACUAAUAACGCUGUAGUGUAUAAUGGAGAAGGAGGACGCAGAGACGACCAAAACUACGGAGAUCAAAUCAACGGCAGAAAACAUUUUCACGUGAGUAGAAAUUUAAAAUCCGGAGCAUUGGACAGAGUGGAUCAGCACAAGGCCAGCUACAACCCUCACCAUCCUGCCCAUCUGCCAAAGAUGUUUAACUCACAGGCCGUCCACCAAGAAGGUCAAUUUGACCAUCUGCAAAGAGAAUUCCUCGACUCGGCACAGCAAACUGCUGAUAGGGAGCAGCUUGCCCAGGUGCAGAUUUUAAACAAGGCUCAGCAGAGGCAAAUUGAAGAUUUGGAGCGAAAACUGGAGGAUUCAAGACGUAAUAUGAGAUAUAUCGAGCAUCAGUUUGCAAUUGCCAAAGAUGAAAGGGAUGGCCUAGUCGUAAGCCUGAAGGAAUCGGGUCAACUGGUUGAAGAGGCCAAGGGGAGAGAGGCUCAAAUGCAAGAUAAAGUGAGGGCAAUGGAGCAGCAAGUAAAGGUCCUUACUGAGAGAGAUCAGGAGAACACGAGGAAGCAGAGAGUAGCAGAGGCUGCAGUGGACAGCAUGAAGCAGCAGAUGUUGGAGCUUUGUCGCUCUGACACUUUGUCCAAAACGCGGCAGCAGCAUGACCGAGACCUUGCCGUGAUAAAGGAGCAGCAUGAGACUGCACUGUUGACACUACAGCAGAAGCUAGACUCUAACGCUCAGGCUCUGAAUGAACAGAUUGAUGUUGAUCAGAGGUUACGGGAGCAUGUGACGCAGUUGGAGCGCCAGAGAGAAGAAGAGCAACUGGAGAGAGCGAGGGUUGUCAAUGCCCUCACUCAGCGUCUGGAGGAGAGUCAGCAACAAUGUGCCAAACUGCUCCAGACAAGUUCAGUGCAGGAAAUGAGUCAGAUACAAAUCAAACUGCAACAAGCUCAAUCAGCCAGGGCACUAAGUGAAAACAUGAACACAGUCUUACAGGAGGAUCUGGCUGAGUUGAAGGAGCAGAUCACGCUCUAUGAAUCUGCUGUGAAACACGGUGUUAUCGCAUUAGAACUGAGCAGUGACUGGGAGAACCAGCUGUCUGACUCCUGUGUGGAUUUAGGAUUAAAGAAAACAAACAGAAAAAAUGGCUUGCUUCACAGUACUGCCCUGGCUCACCUGUCAGACUCAAAGCUGCCCAAAGAUGAAGCUUUGCGGAUGCUGCGAACAGAGAUGCAGCGCUGCCUGGGGAGUCUGAAGGGGAAGCGGCAGAAGAUCAGUCAGCUGCAGGAGGAGCUCACGCUCUGCCAGGGUCAAGUGAACGAGCUGCAGACCCAGUUAGAUGAAGCCAACCUCUGCUCUUUGGUCAGAGAGACGAGUCAGAUGAAACAUCCGGACAUAACUGGAGAGUCUCAGAAAGAGUUUGAAACCCUACGGGAAGACAAACGACACUUGCAGGAACAAGUUGAGGUGUUAGAAAAUAAGUAUAAGGAGCUGAAACAGAGUGAGGAGAAGGUGAGGUCUGCCAACCUGGAGCUUUGCACCAAGAUGAGAGAGAUGAUCAAGGAACUGGACCAAGAGAAGCAAGAGGCUGCUGAAAGAGAUGAGCGCAUUCAUCAGCAAUAUAGGGACGACGUGGUGGACCGGGUCAGAACCGAGCUAAUGCUGGAACAUGACACUCAGAUUGAACAGCUGACUGCACAUCACGAGCAGCAAGUCCAACAGUUGCAGACUCUUUUGUCUGAGGCCAAUGAUAAGAUGUUGGCCGUACAAGAGUGUUACAUAUCCGUCUGCAAGGAGAAGGACAUGCUAGAAAGGGAGGAGGCUUUGAUCAGAGAAACUGAGCUAAAGAUGAGAGAAGAGAGUGGCACAGUUGUGGAGAAGCUGAGGGCUGAGCUUGAGGCUCAACAUCAGGCCUCAAUAAACCAGCUCAAAGCUCUCUGGUCCAAAGAGAAGGAGACUGAGAUCCAGCAGCAGGUGGACUCUCACAAAGCCUUGGCCAUGGCUGCUUGGAAGGAGGAACUGCAAAAGAUGGAGAAGACCUGGGUCCAGAAGCUGGAGGAGGCUAGGAGAGAGAAACGCAAAGAGACUGUUGAGGCAACCUGUCAGGCAGAUGAGAUUGAGGUCAGCAGUGUGAGGAGUGAGGAGCUGGACUCCAGGCUCAGUGCCCAGAAACAGCAGCUGCAACUGGAGGCUGACAAAGUCAAACACAAAGCUGUGGAGGAGGCCAGGAAACAAGCCCAGAGAGAGCUACAUGAGAAACAUCUGGAUGAUAUGGCCAAACGGGUGGAAGGUGCAGUAACCAGGGCCUACAAUCGCUGGAUUGAGGAUUUGACUUCAUUACCAGAAUACCGAGCCUCUCUCCAAACAGAGAGGGAGAAAUGGGAAGAACUGCAAGAACAACGCACAGGACAACGGGUAGCCCAGGCAGAGCAGCAGUGGAACAAGAAGCACAAGAACCAGCUGGCGGAGCAGAGCUCAGGAACGACGAGGAUGGAGGAGCUCCAAGAGGAGGUGGAAGCUCUCCAGUGUCAGCUGGAGCAAGGGAGGAGAGAGCAAGCUGCCCUGCUGAAGGCUGAGCUGUCCGCAGCUCGAGCAGCCUGGAACCGAGACAAACAACAGGAGAUCUCUGUCAUCCAGGUCCGCAGUGAGCAAGUAAGCAUGCUUCAAGAGCAGCGCAAACAUCUAGAGCAGGCUUUGCAGCAAGCCAGAGAGGACGACGAGCUCCAUAAAAAGGAGCUGCUCCAGCAGAUGGAGGCCAAGCUACAGCAGACUCUGAGGGCCCGAGAGGAGGAGUGGAGAAGUCAGUAUGCAGAAAAGGAGCAGGCCCAGAUAAAGCAGCUGAGCGAUGAAUUACUAGCAGAGCUUCAGACUGGGCUGGCAGAUGUCCAGGCACAACUUCUCAGGGAUCCCAAAACAGAUCAGCAGCGCACUGAAGACACCAGGAGGAGCAGCGGGGCCACAUCAGAGCGCACAAUAACGCACGUCAUCCAAUCAUCCUGCAAAGACCUAGUCAACAGAGCAGUAUCUCAAGCCAAGAAGGAAUGGAAGAAAAUGAGUGAGCAGAGACUGAGCCGUGUGUUAAAAGAAACACAGGAGCAGCAUGAGAAAGAAAUCGACAAAAUGCAAAGCUCUCUGUCCCAGGGGAGGGAGCCGGCUCGCUGCAGGAAAGAGUGCGCUGAGACUUUAGGUAAGCUGCAGAAGAAGAACCAGGAGCUCCAGAGACAUUUAGAGAAAACCUGUCGUCAACUCCAGCACAGCGCUCGAGAGCACAAAACUGGCACGCAGCAUCUGAAAGAUGAGCAUGAAAGCAUUUUACAAAAGGCAAAGGAGGGACAUCUGCAGCAGCUUGAGGAGGUGAAGAGGACCAAAGAAUCCUCAGGGAAUUCUGAUCCCCAACAAAAUGCUCAGCAAGGCCUCGAGGAGAUGAAGCAGCAAUACGUGACUACUGUAGAAAAGAUCAGAGGAGACAUGCUGCGUUACAUCCAGGAGAGUCGGGAGCGAGCAGCAGAGAUGAUCCGCAUUGAGGUGCAGAGGGAGAGACAGGACACUGCCAGAAAGAUGCGGCGCUAUUAUCUGACCUGUCUGCAGGAGUUAUUGGAGGACGGAGGAAAGACUACAGGGGCUGAAAAGAAAAUAAUGAAUGCUGCAAGCAAGCUGGCAGCCAUGGCUAAAGUGCUGGAGACUCCUAUCAAAAGUAAAUCUGGAAAGAACUACAGUUUACAAAGUAGAAAUGCAGGUUUCAGUAAGAACUUGUCGACACUAACUGAGCUCCCUGACAUCAGGCCAGAGCAGAGAUCCCAUAGGGAAGAGACUUGUGCUGAUUCAGAGCACAGACAAGCCGCUGCAGCGAGGACUAAACCUUUGAGUCACCAGGACCUUUCUGCCACUGGGAAGGAGGAGGCCUCGGUAGAUGUAGGGCUGAAACCCCAAACUGCUGCUCACACACACCUCCGCUCUUACAAACCUUCACAUCAGAUGGCUUCUACAUGCCAGGUGGAUUUUGUGAAUGUGUCUGUGAGGAGUAAAAGCAGGGAGCUGUACCUGCAGGGAGUUGACUCCAGCAAAGCAGACAACCGUCUUGACUCGGAGCGACAGAGCAAACUGUUCCUCGUCCAGGAGGCUCCUGUCAGAGAGGAGAGGAGGACCAGUAGUGACUCGGACACAGGCUUCCAGGUUUCCACACUCUCUUAUUCAGGGAGGAAAGUAGAGCCAGUGAAGCCCUUUUCUGUCUCCGCUGCAUCAGCCAGUCACUUGGGAGAGUUUGGCGGCCUCACCCCAGAUGUUUCUGACCUGACUGUCUAUAAUGAAAUGACCAGAAAGACACCUUACACCCAGACCUUGAACGAUCAGCAUGCAAAGAUAAACACACACAGGGAGCCCACGCCCGGCUCUGAGGGUGAGCAACAGCAUGGAGUUUGUUCCAGGCCUCUGUUCUCCGAGUUGAGACAACGCCAGCAGGACAGCGGCUUCGACAGUCCAUUCUACCAACAAAAAUGACAAAGUGAAGGGCAGGUAGGGAGGUGGGCUUAAAACAAGUUGACAAUUUCAGAUAGCUUACCGAAUAGUGCCUUUUUAAAUAGAGUGCAUAAAGUUUACAUGAUGUAGAACCUUUGUCUUCAUAGCUGCUUGCAGUGUGUUUUUUGUGUUGCAUUAACAUUGUUAAAGUUAUAGUGUCUUGCUGAGAGUUAGAUGACAAGAUCGAUCCCCCUCUCAGACAUGUCUAAAUAUGAAGCUGCAGCCGGUUAUCUUGGUUAAGGUUAAACACUGGAAAUAGGGGAGAAAGUUAGCUUUGUCCAAAGUUAGCUAAAUUCUCCUACCACUUAUUAACAAAUGAUAUCUCGUUUGUUUAACCCGUACAAAAACCAAAGUCUAAAAAUGACAAGUUUUAUGGGGGGUUAUGUCCUGGUCUAUUUCCAGAAGUAUUGUGGUCACUGAGGUGACCAGGCAAGAAAUAGAAAAACAAAUGAUUUAUAACUUAAUAAUUAACUAUUGCUUUAAUGCAAAAGCUGCAGCUCUGCUCACACUGUAAUGUAUAACUUGUGAUGCCAUGACAGACGCUGGCAGCGCACUGUACCCAGUACCUGCCACGGAGUACGAGAUCAAGUGUUGUGUUGUGUUUUGUCUCAGUGUGUCUGUAUUUUUCAUAUUUUUAAAUAUUUUAUAUCACGUUAAUGAGAUAUAGAUUAUAAAUGUUUUUAUAUUUAUAUUUAUUUACAUUGUUUUAAUAAAUCUUAACAUUUUAUUGCAAAUUAAGGGUGAAUCAUUUAUUUGUGGUGAGCGUGGAGCCUCUUCAGCAAAUCCAGUUUAAAAAAGAAAGAAAGAAGUUCUUAAGUUUAUCAAUAGUACACUAAAUAUAUUUGGGUUUUGAACAGUUGGUCCUGUGAAACAGUUGAAAGAUGUCACUUUGGACUUUAGUCAAUUGAGAGGGGUGUUUUUCAUUUGCUAACAUUCCUGUUCUUUCAUUGUAAUGGUUUACAUGGUUUUACACUGAUCAGGCUACACAUAAUUUAGUUGUAUAAUAAAUUAUAUUUUAACCAGUGUGGUAAAACUGAGUUUGAUAACAUUUCCCAACCCUUGAUA
Molecule: messenger RNA, 6463 nt
Organism: Cottoperca gobio
Lineage: Eukaryota; Metazoa; Chordata; Actinopteri; Perciformes; Bovichtidae
Gene: cep152
Product: centrosomal protein 152
Exons: 28
Coding region: 413-5380 (1655 amino acids)
Biological process (GO): centriole replication
Cellular component (GO): centrosome
Source: RefSeq, a predicted model, not a curated record